Aspergillus luchuensis is the source of this 2826-nucleotide messenger RNA. RefSeq lists its product as uncharacterized. The record is from RefSeq and is a predicted model, not a curated record. Bases 1 to 2826 code for a protein of 941 amino acids. The transcript has a single exon. NCBI's taxonomy places the organism in Eukaryota, Fungi, Ascomycota, Eurotiomycetes, Eurotiales, Aspergillaceae.
AUGGAGGAUAUCCGACCGACCGCGAAAUGGGCGAAUCGCAUGUUGCGCCCCUUGAAAUCCAUCCACCACCGACUCCAGAAACACUACGAGAUUCGCAACAGCAUAGCGGACACGAAAUCGAAAGUCAAGCCCGAUCCCCACGAUUCCCACCGUUCGCGAGCCCCGCUAAUCAACAAGAGAACCGGUAACGAACCAGGCUGCAAUCUUUCAGACGAGGAACCCGACGAUCCAGCAUGGAUCCCAGGAAACCGGGGAAAUCGCCGGCCCCGGCAUAAUUACUCGAAUCGCGGACAGAGGUAUGGCGCACGGAGACGUAGUCGACUGCUGAUCAAGAGCCCGGAAGUGCAGAGGACGCUGCCUGGCGCUAUCGAAAUCGCUACCCCAUUGAUCACAGGAACCAUACCGGCACCCACGGAGGCGACCUUGUCUAUUCGCAAACGGCUUUUUCGGAAUUCGGGACCACCUCUGAGCGCUGUUGGGGCCAACAGGCAGUCGCGGACGAAUAAUCCCAGUUUUCCGGCAUACCAGGGCUCAUGGAAGGAAGUUUUGGAUCUGACUGGAGACCCGGGCUUGGUGGAUAUUGCGCGAUUCUUGGAUCGCAUGCUUAUCAAAUUUUUGGAGAAUACCAGACCUGCUCCGACAAUACACAAGCAUGACGAGGAGAAUCGCGGGGCCCGAUCGUUACUAUCUAUGGCUGCGCGACGGCUGCCGGGGUUCAUCGCCGAGGAGCAGCGCCUGCAGGAUCAGGUGGAGCCGGAUGAGGAUGUUGACAUGUGUGAUGCAUACUUUACUGAGCUCGAAGCUCAAUAUGCUCCUGGCGGCGGUGGGUGGCAGCCGCUCCGUGAAGCUGUGCGUGCGCAAGGCAUCCACCUCAUCUCUGAGAUGAUGAUGAGAGAAUGGAUACCCAGUUUGGCGGUCUGUCGCCUGCUAGGGGAAUGUCUUGAGCACGGGGAGUUGGAUGCCUUCGAAACACUUAUGUCACAAUAUCUUACGACCAUCAAGACUCACGACUACCCAACAGCUUUCGAUCCUUCGAAACCUGUGGGCCACUGCGAUAACCCUAUCUACAUAUUGCGCAUUUACUACUCGAAGGCCCCCGAACGAAGAUCCUUUGUAUUUGAUGAGAUGACAAAGCUCCUGUCUCGUAGGGCUCUUCCGCCCGAGUGGAUGGUCACUACAAGAUGGAAAAAGUGCGUGGAUAGGGCUAUUCGGUCACUAUCAAUUGGCGACGGAGAUUCAGCUGCUGCGACCCGGACUAUCGAAGCUAUCAUCCUUUCAUCUGCUGGUAUAUAUCCCGCCACGGAUUCGCUGGUAGCUCGGAACAAGGGGAGAAAGGUACCUCGUUCUGUACGUCAGAAGGACACCCGUGCAUCGGUAACGAAUCCUACAAGCGUGCCUAAAGAUCAAUCUCCGUGUCCUGUUCCCAUCCAAGAUGCGCUCAGUAAUCUUUCAGCGAGUCUAGUUACCGCACUGUGCGGCAUGUAUAUGGCACGGACGCAAGCCUCCGGUGCCAAUGACAAGGACACAGGCACGAAAGUCAGACAUAUUGUCGGAACGCUGUCUUUUGAGGUACAACGGGCAGUUGGAUUGGUACUGUCGCGUCGCGAGAUGGAGGGUCCAAGCUUCCAAUCCCUGCGUCGGGGAUACGUCUUGUUGGGUGAGUGGACGCUGCAGUGCACUGAAAGUUCCACGCCUGAGGUCAUUAGCCAGUCCGGCGCCAUCUCGCCAGAAAAUCUAGAGUCGCUUUGUAUAUCGUUGAUACACCAACAGGAUGCAGUCAAACAGCUAGCAGAGUUUGUCCAACAACUGUUUCGAUGCUGUGGGCAUGCGCGCGAAGAUGAUCCUGCGAGGACACCUCGAAAAAUUCGAGCUAUCGUAUGGCGGCUUGCGCGGCUGACGAGUAUGAAGGGCAUUUCUCUGCUCCUCGCCAAGGUAGCUGCGGAAACAGCAAUGGCGUUGGCGGAGGUUACAUUGGAUGUGGAUGACCACGCGUGGGCUCUCGAAAUUCAAGAACAAGCCGCUUCAUCCCAGCAAGAAGGGAAUCUCCACCAAUCUGCCGCAUUGGCACAUGUGCCACAAAACGAUGUGAUUCACCUGUACCGAUGGGAAGAAAGCAUUGGGGAAUGGGUAUCCAGCACGCCGGUCGCCAAACCUCUGGCGUCCCGUAAUGCUGAUGGCGCUUCAAGCCCUCUUGCUGCGACAACUAAGCGGAGACCAUCGGCGCUCUCCUGCUCAACCAGUAGCAGAUCGUCCAGCCCUGAACUUUCGGAGGAGGCUGCCUCCAGCGUGACAUCAUCUGCGCCAUCGAUGAGCGGGAAACGAGGACGCGGGACGAAUGAUUGGAGGCCACCGUCACCCAAGAGACUUCGGUCAAGUUCGAGGAGGAUGAGUGCAGCUCCAGUCGCGUCUAGCGCUUUGCCAGCGACACGUGAGCGCCUUGCUGCGGCUCGCUCCCUCGAGCCAGAUUCUGCACCGAUUGCCACCCGGGCACGAACGGCCCUUCGCGAUUUACCCCAGGCCAAGAACAGCACCUUGAAGAAGACGAGACUACAACCAGGCCCGACUACACCCAGCAUCUCCCGCGCGGACCCUAUCAAAGUGACUCCCCUCAUCGAGGUGGUUAUCGUCAACCAGCCCGUAUCGGUGAGGUCGCUGAAUCGCACCCCCAGAACGGCACGAAAACAACCACAACCACCACCACAGAUUCCUAGUCCACCGGUGGUGCAAGGCCCUCGACGCUCCAAUCGUACGCGACCUCCCCCAGUCGAGCGGGUCAUUCCAUGCUCGGACGAUGACAGCGAGGACGAGCUGAGUUUUCUGUUGUGA